Plenodomus lingam JN3 is the source of this 804-nucleotide messenger RNA. Lineage: Eukaryota; Fungi; Ascomycota; Dothideomycetes; Pleosporales; Leptosphaeriaceae. The record is from RefSeq and is a predicted model, not a curated record.
AUGCAGCUACGUCGGAGGAAUCAGAUUAAACCGGAUAAGCAACGGGCGCCAUUUACAGGUAUUUUUGACCAAGUUGUUAGGAGCUGUAAACAGGCGGGCUGGCUAUGUGCGGCCGAGCGAACAGUUUCAACCACCCCAUAUCACAAUCAGGUGGAAGUAUUGGCCUACUCAUGCGCAGAGUGUUCCGAUGGCAACCUAUCCGAAUUUGUUACACUGUAUUGCGGCACAAUAAGUACAGCAUCUCCAUCAAUGGGUACUAUGCAGCUCACUCAUGCGGAGCGCUCGUCCGAUGCGCCAUGCUGGACUAAGCAGAAAUCGGACAUCCGCAAGGGGCCGGAUCGACAGUGGCUCCCCCGUCGACUUACCGGUAGACAUCAGGGGAAGCAUCCCGUCGAUACGCUUCCUACUCGUCCGGAGAAAGGAUGCUGGACAGUCUCGGCUAGGCCUGUAAAUUAUGAGCCACCCCCAGAUGUGCGUACAGAAUUCGAGUCAUGCGAGGUCAGAGAUGGGGGCGGAUUUACGACGACUGACAUGGGGAGAUAUUCGGCCAAGCUUCCUGGGGGCUGUGAUGUCGUUCCUUGGAAUGCGGGGCUCGCUGUCACCUGUCAAUGCAACACCAACAGCAGAGCCUCAUCGCGUGUUCCAGACCACGAAAUACGCAAACACAUGGUAACCGCCCAAGCCAUGGCGCACAACACCGCGUCUCGCGGAACAAUUAGCCCCGCAAGUCCAAAUGGGUCGGUCCGAACAGGUUCUACCAUCAAGCGACGGGCGGCUACCGGUACCAUAGGUCUCGGCCCAUGA